CUUAAGCAGACCUUUGAACAAGGGCUGUGAUCAUUAGCAUAAUUUCCCUGAAUACGUGUGACGCCUACUUUCUGAGAUUCUUAGAUCCUCCCUCUUUUUUUUCAUCUUAUUUUAUUUUUCUUUCCCUGUCUGCCCCAUCUUCUUAGAUUUUAAAAUUUCUUUCUCUUUUUUUACUCCCCCACACGUGCUUGUUCCCAGAAGAUUAUACAGCUUGGAAACUAGAAUCAUUCAGCUCAAAGCAUUUUAUAAGAAACAUACCAUUUAUUUCAGUGGAAUUACAUUUGGAAAGCCCUGUGAGUUGAUAUCUCUUAUCUAUGUGACCGGGGUCGCCCAUAUGUAACCUUAGGGGUUGUCCAGUUUUUGGCAGACAUUUCAUCUUCAGAUUUCCUGAGAGCUGCUCCCAUCCUGGGGUCUGGUGGUGUAGGUGAUAGAGCAGGGACUGUGUUGCAUUUGCCACUUUCUCAUGCCCAGGAAUUAGUUGGGAAACCCAGAUCUUGUGGUUCUGAACUAGAACUGGAGAGUGUCUGUUGUGUUCUGCGUCAGUCGUCAAAAAGCAAGGUCUGAGCCGCCAGGCCAUUGGAGGAGGGACGCCACGUGACCCAGGGGUGCCAAUGUUAUUCUUUACGGGUGUCAAGACCCUGUCAGUUUGUGAAAUAAAUAUUGGGAAACAACGAAAUGCAAAAAGCGACCUACUACGACAGCUCUGCGAUCUAUGGCGGAUACCCCUACCAAGGAACAAAUGGUUUCACUUAUAAUGCAAGUCAGCAGCAAUAUCCUCAGACUUCACCUCUGGUGGAUUCAGAAUAUCACCGACCUGCCUGUUCCCUGCAGUCACCUGGCAAUUCAGUGCCACAUCACAAGGCCAAUGAGAUCAACGAAAGUUGUAUGAGAACCCUUAGCAGUCAGACCAGCCAGGCACAGGCCAUAAGCGAGCAGCAGCAACAACAGGCCCCCUCGCAGGGACCACCACCCUCUGUGUCACCACCUCAUAAUGCCAACAAUGCUGCCACAGCCUCAACCACUAAGGGCACAAACAUCACCUCACCUACCAUGUCAAAGCAGAUUUUCCCUUGGAUGAAAGAAUCUCGGCAAAAUACAAAGCAGAAAACUGGCAGCUCAAGCUCAGGUGAGAGUUGUGCUGGGGACAAAAGCCCUCCGGGACAAUCUUCUUCCAAGAGAGCCCGCACUGCUUACACAAGCGCUCAGCUGGUAGAACUGGAAAAGGAGUUCCACUUUAACAGAUACCUUUGUAGGCCAAGAAGGGUGGAGAUGGCCAAUCUGCUUAAUCUCACUGAAAGGCAAAUCAAAAUAUGGUUCCAGAAUCGGCGAAUGAAAUACAAAAAGGAUCAGAAAGGGAAAGCCAUGAUGACCUCUUCAGGAGGACAGUCACCCUGCAGGAGCCCAUUGACACCCUCUGGGGUUGGAGGAUACCUUAACUCUAUGCAUUCGUUAGUGAACAGUGUACCUUAUGAGCCUCAGUCACCCCCAGGUUUUAACAAGCCCCAUCCUAACGCAUAUGGUGUGCCUGCCCCUUAUCCUAGCCCACAUAAUAGCUGUCCUCCUCAUCAAAAGAGAUACACAGGGACUGCUGCAGUUACCCCUGAGUAUGAAACCCACCCUCUCCAAGCUAGUGGUUAUAGCAAUCCUCAUGUACAGGGAAGCCCCGUUUAUGUAGGGGGGAACUAUGUGGAAACCAUGACUAAUAAUGGGCCCUCCAUAUUUGGCCUAACUCAUAUGUCUCAUUCCUCUCCUGGUAACAUGGACUACAGUGGACCUGGAGCUAUGAAUAGCAGUCACCACCAUGGACCUUGUGAUUCACAUCCUACAUAUACAGACUUAUCUGCUCACCAUACUUCUCAGGGAAGGAUCCAGGAAGCACCCAAGUUAACACAUUUGUAAUGGACAACAAUAAGUUGUUGAGAAGCCCAUUUAAUAUUUUUAAGUAUUUAAAUUGAACUCCCUUCCCUCUUUAUAUCUUAUAUACUUUUUUUCUAUUUUCAUUUUUUACUGCAAUUCCCAUUGCUUGAAUUGCUCUCUAUUUUGGUUCUGCCUUAUACAUUGUGUAUCUCAUAAUCUCUUGUCUUGGAUCUGAUCUCAAGCGAACAUUUGGUAUGUUUUAUUUCUAAACAUUUUAUCAAACAGGGUAUAUGAACAAAUUUUAUAUGGAAAAGAAAUCUUAAAUGUGAAUUUGUUCGUACAUUUCCUUUCCCAUAGGGAGUGGAUUUAAAUUAUUAUUGCACUUCUUUAAUUGCUAGACAAAAAUCAAAAAAGCGCUUGAACAGGGGUUUACCAUGGAUCAUAAACAAUACGUGUAAAUCAUAUAAUGUGUGUAUUCUGGAGCAUUUAUUAAGGUUAAUUUAUUCCUUUAUUUUUCUGAAAACAACAAAAAAAUGAACUGUUUACAUUUUAUUUAUCCCACUUUUCAUAUUUAUAAACAAUAUAUUCCAUUUUCAGGUCAUGAUAUGGGCCUUUUCUUUGAUGGCAAAAUAACAUACAGGGACUGGUGUUUAAAAUGAAUCAUUCUCUUUAAAAUGCAAUAAAAUUGAAGAGAACACAA
Bombina bombina (fire-bellied toad) is the source of this 2557-nucleotide messenger RNA. It is a transcript of the gene HOXA3, whose product is annotated as homeobox A3. Gene Ontology annotation, biological process: regulation of transcription by RNA polymerase II. The record is from RefSeq and is a predicted model, not a curated record. Gene Ontology annotation, molecular function: DNA-binding transcription factor activity, RNA polymerase II-specific; RNA polymerase II cis-regulatory region sequence-specific DNA binding. NCBI's taxonomy places the organism in Eukaryota, Metazoa, Chordata, Amphibia, Anura, Bombinatoridae. The transcript is spliced from 3 exons. Gene Ontology annotation, cellular component: nucleus. Bases 676 to 1899 code for a protein of 407 amino acids.